Rotaria sp. Silwood1 is the source of this 1095-nucleotide messenger RNA. The record is from the annotation of a GenBank genome assembly. Lineage: Eukaryota; Metazoa; Rotifera; Eurotatoria; Philodinida; Philodinidae.
AUGUCUCAUAUUGGACCUGCAUAUGGAUCAUUGGCUGCUAAUCAAAGAAAGAUUGCAGCAAAACGUGAUCCAAACCUUGAUCGAGAGGCACAAGAAUGGGUUGAAGCCGUAAUUGGAGAGAAAUUUCCGAGUGAUCCUUAUGAGGAUGCACUCAAAGACGGUGUUAUUUUGUGCAAAUUAAUGAACAAACUUCAACCGGGCGCCAUUCCGAAAUAUGCUACGACAGGUGGAGCAUUCAAAUUACGUGAGAAUAUCUCACUUUUUCAAAAUGCUGCUCGUGCUUAUGGUCUAGGCGAAACUGAACUCUUUCAAACUAUUGAUCUUUUUGAAAAACGUAAUAUUCCUCAAGUAACUCAGUGUAUAUUUGCACUUGGUCGAAAUGCACAGAAAAGAAAAUUUAAUGGACCGAUACUUGGUCCAAAAAUGUCUGAUGCCAAUGUGCGUGAUUUUAAUGAAGAACAAUUACGUGCUGGGCAAAGCACACUCGGUUUACUCAAUGAAGGCAUGAUUAAAGGUGCGAAUCAAUCUGGCCAAAAUUUUGGUACUCAAUCAAAAUCUGAAAAUAGUACUUCAAUACCUAAACAUCAAUCUCAAGCAGAAAAACCACAAAUCCGAGAAACAAAUUCAAAUCGACUAACUUACACUGAAUCUGUAAGAGCAUCAUCAGAAUUGUCAGACAGUUCAAUUUUAGUAGAUGAUCGUCAAAGAUCUCGUAGUCGACAACGUCAAUCACAACAACGUACAUUAAGCAGUUCUUCUGUUGAAAAUCUUCUCAUCAAUCUACAAAAUAUUCAACUACCAUCAUCAUUGUCAUUAUCAUCAUCAUAUUCACAUAUCAAUGAACAACAAGAAGAAGAUGAAAAUAGUCUUCAAGUGCUCAUUGAUCUUGCACGCGAUACAGAUUCAACACGAAUCAAUAAACUUAAUCUUCUUUAUUCAUUUGUUGAAGAUUCUAUUGGAAUGGUUGAACUUCGUAGUUUACUUAGCUUUAUCAAAUCAUCGUCUAAAAUAAAUAUUAAUGAACCUCCCCUUAAUCUUUAUUCAUCUAUUUUACCUACUCUUAUUGCUUUAAUUUUGCUUGAAAAUGAUAUUUAA